UUUUAAAGCGGCCGAGGCGUCAAAUAAAAUGGCUGCUGGGUAUUUUGAUGCGUGAAUGAUGAUGUGAAUGCAUUCACAGAGCGUCAGGAUUCACACAGCUAGAAAUUCCUGCCAAGAUUACAAUCAGAGGAGGUCAAUGAGCUGUUUUUUUUUCAAGUGUCCUGGACGGGACGGACACAGCAGAGUGUCUCUGUCCUCCCUCUCUCUGCUCAGAGUGAGCUCCUCUGGUUUAUUUUGAGGUGGUCUUAUCACAGCUGUUGUAUUUGUGGUGGCAGCCUCCUGUCCGAGCCCCUCGACACUCUUUCUUUUCCCCUUCUGGCCCUUGGUCCCGAAGCAGCAGUCUCCCUCUCGGCGCUAGCUCAGAAUAAUGGAGGCUUGUCAGGAGAGCCGCCCCGCGCCCGCGGGCCCGGAAGCCUCGCCAGCCGAGGACCGCCACAUUGACCUGACAGAGGACCUGGAUCAACAGCUGGAGGACAUCAUUAGCACCUACCAGGCUGACGAGAUUCCAGCUGAGCCAGAGGACGCAGAGGAGGUCACGGUUGCCAAAGAGGCGGACACCCGCAAGGACCAGAAACUGGAGAAGAAGAUGCUCAAAAACCUAGGGAAGGAAGCCAUGCUGCUGAUGCAAAGUUUGAACAAGCUCGACAGUCCGCAAAAGAAACUGGAGGCCAUCAUCAAGAAGCACGCUGAGCUGCUGGAGGAGCAUCGCAGUGAUCAGAAGCAGAUGAAGGUUCUGCAGAAGAAGCUGCUCCAAGUGAUGAAGGAGAAGGACCAGCUGCAAAGCGAGCACAGCCGGGCCGUGCUGGCUCGCAGCAAACUGGAGAGCCUCUGCAGAGAGCUGCAGAGACAUAACAAGACCUUAAAGGAAGAAACCCUACAGAGAUGCAGGGAGGACGACCUUAAGAGGAAAGAGAUCACCACCCACUUCCAGGGAACCCUCAGCGACAUUCAGGCCCAAAUCGAGGAACACAGCAGCCGCAACACCAAGCUGUGCCAGGAGAACAGUGCCCUCGCAGAAAAGCUGAAGGGGCUCAUUUCACAGUACGACCAGCGAGAGGCGAACCUGGAAAAGGUCUUCAAGCACAGAGACCUGAAAGAGAAGCUGCUGGAAACCAAACUCACGCAGGCGAACCUGAUGCUGAAAGAGAGCGAGGAGAAGCACAAACUGGAAAAAGAGCUUCUCCUAAAACAGGCGGCGGAGUAUAAAAUGAAAGUCAAGGUCAUGAAGGAGCAGGAGAUCGAUAUGAAGUCCCAGCUCGAUAUGUACUCCAGGAAGUUUGAUGAAUUCCAGGGCACGGUAUCAAAGAGUAACACCGUCUACAGCAGCUUCAAACAGGACAUGGACAAAAUGGGCAAGAAAAUGAAGAAGCUGGAUAAAGAGUGCCAAUCAUGGAAGACUCGCUUUGACAGCUGCAACAAGAGUCUCCUCGACAUGGUGUCGGAUAAAGCGAUCAAGGAGAAGGAGUUAGAGCUUCUCGCCGUCAAGAAUCAGAAGCUGGAGAACCUGUGCAGAGCUUUGCAAGAAGAAAGAAAGAGUCUAUAUGAGAAGGUGCAGGGAGGCGGCAGUCAACCGGAUGCCAACGCCGCUGAGCCAGCGGAGAAGGAGGGCUCUGAGGUGCAGGAGGCCGCCAAAGACCAGGAAAAAGAGAUAAAACCCGUCCAGAACACUGCAGCUGCCGCCCCGGCCGCGACACCGGCAGUCACCACUCCACUGGCCGAGGAACUGGCCAAACUGAAGGCUGAGCAGGCCCGUCUCAAAGAGAUCGCCAGCUCCUUCACGAUCUCUCACGUCAUACCCACAGAAACCAGCCCGGACUCGCACGGACUCUCCGAGGACGUCCAGCAGCCGGAGGAGAACCACAUAGAGGAGGGAGAACGGCAGGAAGUCCACGGGGACGAAGAACAGGAACAGAGAAAUUUGGAAAUGGAGUCGGUUGAUUAAUGGUGAAACCACUGUGAAAACAAACCUGGUCCAUGUGAAGUUGAUAGCAAUAAAAAGGGAAAUGUCG
Messenger RNA from Mugil cephalus (flathead mullet), 2009 nucleotides. It is a transcript of the gene txlnbb, whose product is annotated as taxilin beta b. The transcript is spliced from 10 exons. Gene Ontology annotation, molecular function: syntaxin binding. The coding region runs from base 368 to 1942 and encodes 524 amino acids. The record is from RefSeq and is a predicted model, not a curated record. NCBI's taxonomy places the organism in Eukaryota, Metazoa, Chordata, Actinopteri, Mugiliformes, Mugilidae.